This is a messenger RNA of Abrus precatorius (Indian licorice), 2187 nucleotides long. RefSeq names its product U5 small nuclear ribonucleoprotein 40 kDa protein. Bases 965 to 2002 code for a protein of 345 amino acids. The transcript is spliced from 2 exons. Gene Ontology annotation, cellular component: catalytic step 2 spliceosome. Gene Ontology annotation, molecular function: protein binding; RNA binding. The record is from RefSeq and is a predicted model, not a curated record. Lineage: Eukaryota; Viridiplantae; Streptophyta; Magnoliopsida; Fabales; Fabaceae.
AGUCAUGCUAGGAUGCCUGGUGGGCUUGCAAAUUGGCCUCUUUCUCAAGUAGGUAUUAGAGAUCCAGGAUUUUAAUAAGAAAGAGAUGCUUCAACCCAAGAUUUGGGUGAUGAUGAUGUUUCAUUUAGCUCUACUAUAAAGUGUUCGUGAUGUAUUCAACAGUUCAAGAAAGUAGGAAGAGAAAUAAUCACAGGAAUGGAAAAUGGAGCUAUGCAUCAGCCAUGAAGCACUGGUUAAACAAUUCUGGUGCCAAUUUAGUUGACAUUUGAGCUGAAAAUCUGUUCAAAUAAUUUGGUUGUUUUACCCUUGCUAGACAAUAACAAUUAUAGUUCAGUUUUAUAAACACAUUUGUAGUUCUGUUGUUAGCUCAAUUGUUUUUUAUCCAUGCCCACUCCCACAUGUUACAUCAUUUCUGCUGAAGAGCAGUUGUUGUGUGUGUGUGUGUGUGUUUUGGAGAUUCUAGGUCACGGAAUUACUUCUAAUGAACUGAAAGGUAGUUCCCCCUUCUUUGGUUUGUGUAAAUUGACAUCAAAUUAUCUGAAUUUUAUGUACUAUGUCAUUGAUACACAGAAAAAUCGUUUUUUGGUGGAUUGCUUUGAGGAACAAGUGUGCUUUUGUAAUGAAAAGCUGAAGAGUGAUUCAGAACUAACCCUUGAUAUUUGUUGCUUCCUUUUCUGCAUUAUUUAUAUGUUGGUAUAUGUCCAACUUGGUUUUUUUAAUGUUCAUGUAGUAGUUAACGAAUAGUUCCUUCACUUUUGUAAUAUUUUAUUUUUUUGGCUUUUAUCAAAUGUUGUUUUAUAAUUUUAUCUUUCUCAAUUGUGUUUUUGCUUUGGAGAACUGGGGGGAGAGGGGGGGGGGGGAACGCAUGAGAGAGAUCAUUUUCUGAUUCCAUUAUUAAAUGCAAUGUGUUGAAGACUUGAGCUUGUAGAAACUGUUGUUUAAAUUCAACUGAGCAAAGGUCAUCAUGCAAGGUUUUCCAGGCGAAGGAGAAAGUGCUUUGUCAGUUGUUGGUCCAAGACCAAUGGAAUGGUCUACUGUUCCGUAUAGUGCCCCUCAGGGUCCUGGAUCAAAUGGGAAGCAGCGGACCUCAAGUUUGGAAUCACCAAUCAUGGUGCUGACUGGCCACCAGAGUGUUAUAUAUACCAUGAAGUUCAAUCCAGCAGGAUCAGUGAUUGCAUCUGGAUCUCAUGACCGAGAAAUUUUCCUUUGGAAUGUGCAUGGGGAUUGCAAGAACUUUAUGGUUCUUAAAGGUCACAAGAAUGCAGUUUUAGAUCUUCACUGGACUACAGAUGGGACACAGAUAGUCUCUGCCAGCCCCGAUAAAACAGUGAGGGCAUGGGACGUGGAAACAGGAAAACAAAUCAAAAAGAUGGUAGAGCAUCUCUCAUAUGUUAAUUCAUGUUGUCCUUCCCGGAGGGGGCCACCUCUUGUUGUCAGUGGCUCUGAUGAUGGAACUGCUAAACUAUGGGAUAUGCGUCAAAGGGGUUCUAUCCAAACAUUCCCAGAUAAAUAUCAGAUUACGGCUGUCAGCUUCUCUGAUGCAUCGGAUAAGAUUUUCACUGGCGGUAUUGAUAAUGAUAUCAAGGUAUGGGAUUUGCGUAAAGGUGAGGUUACCAUGACACUUCAAGGUCAUCAAGAUAUGAUUACGGGUAUGCAAUUGAGUCCUGAUGGGUCCUACCUUCUUACUAAUGGCAUGGAUUGCAAGCUUUGCAUUUGGGAUAUGCGCCCUUAUGCUCCACAAAAUCGCUGUGUGAAGGUGUUGGAAGGGCACCAACACAACUUUGAAAAGAACUUGUUGAAAUGUAGUUGGUCUCCUGAUGGAAGCAAGGUCACAGCUGGUAGUUCUGAUCGCAUGGUUUACAUCUGGGAUACCACUUCUCGACGCAUCUUGUAUAAGCUUCCUGGUCACAAUGGGUCUGUUAAUGAGAGUGCCUUUCAUCCUAAUGAACCUAUUAUUGGAUCUUGCAGCAGUGACAAGCAGAUUUAUCUGGGGGAGAUAUGAAGAACAACGUUUAGAAACUUGCCAAAUGAAAUGAGCAUGUUUGGUGCUUAUGACAACCAUUAAGGAGUGGUAACUUUAGAUAUGCUGAAUUCCUUCUGUUGUUUGCUGGUCGAUCGAUUCAGUGACUGUAUAAUAUUCUGGCAAAAAUAUUAUAUCCUGCUUUUGUUACUAAUUAAUGUAAUUUG